Messenger RNA from Polyodon spathula (Mississippi paddlefish), 1243 nucleotides. Its product is annotated as ATPase family AAA domain-containing protein 3-A-like. Gene Ontology annotation, molecular function: ATP hydrolysis activity; ATP binding; zinc ion binding. Gene Ontology annotation, biological process: mitochondrion organization. The record is from RefSeq and is a predicted model, not a curated record. The transcript has 5 exons. NCBI's taxonomy places the organism in Eukaryota, Metazoa, Chordata, Actinopteri, Acipenseriformes, Polyodontidae. The coding region runs from base 16 to 597 and encodes 193 amino acids. Gene Ontology annotation, cellular component: mitochondrion.
GCUGUUGAAAAGUGAAUGUUUGAACGUUGUGUUCGCAGCCUCCUCCUGUUUGUAGAUGAAGCUGAGCUCGAUGCAUUCCUUCGGAAGAGGGCCACAGAGAAGAUCAGUGAGGACCUGCGUGCCACUCUCAAUGCAUUCCUGUACCGGACCGGUGAGCAGAGCAACAAGUUCAUGCUGGUCCUGGCCAGUAACCAGCCUGAGCAGUUUGACUGGGCGAUCAACGACCGCGUCGACGAGAUUGUGAACUUCGCUCUGCCAGGGCUCGAGGAACGGGAGCGGCUGGUGAGGCUGUACUUCAACAAAUACGUGCUGAAGCCAGCGAGCGAGGGCAAGCAGCGGUUGAAGGUGUCUCAGUUUGAUUAUGGGUUGAAGUGCUCACAGAUCGCUGAGCUGACGGAGGGAAUGUCGGGGCGAGAGAUCUCCAAGCUGGGCGUGGCCUGGCAGGCUGCUGCUUACGCCUCGGAGGAGGGUAUGCUGACAGAGGCGAUGAUCGACGCUCGAGUGUCCGAUUCCAUCCGGCAGCACCAGCAGAAGAUGCAGUGGCUGAAGAAUGAGAAGCCGGAGGGGGGCAUGAAGGGGUUAAACCCGCUGCAAUAAUCAACCAGCGGGCCCCAUGUCCCACAGCUGACUGGGGGUGUGUGUGGGAGUCUGUAUGAAAGGGUCUUUAUGAUUCACCCCCAAGCCCGAACCCAGAGUGCAGCCCUACACGCUACGCUGAGCCCAGAACUUGAGCUCAGAUCACUCUUCAGAGUCAGGAAACUUGGGGUUUAAUCUGCAGCUGUUUGCAAACAACUGACCCUCGAGCUUCUGAACAGCUUCCGAACUGGAUUUGGGAUUCCCGCGUCCCAAAGUGAUCUCUAACAACUGGUGAUUUUUCUUAUUGUUAUUUGUCCUGAAUUUUAAAAUCUAACUGUUUUACAACCCUGGCAAACUACCAAUAGUAAUAUGUGAGGGCUGUGUGGGUAUCUGAUGUCUUGAGUGUUGUUCUGAACAAGCUGUGUGUGUGGGAGGGAGUCUCCUUGUCUUGGCUGUCAUGUGUCUGGUGCGGGGUGUAGAUCAUGCGCCCCUGGCCUCGCUGCUGGGUUUUAGGGGAGGGCAGGUGGGGGGGUAAUAGAAUACUCUCACUGAGCACUGAUUACAUGAAUGCCUUAACAAGAAAGAUAAUAAUAUGUGAAGACUGGACUAAUAUAAAAACCACAAAAACAAACAGUGUUUCCAUUAAAGAUUAAAUGCUGUCAUAACA